Castor canadensis (American beaver) is the source of this 1037-nucleotide messenger RNA. Its product is annotated as glutathione S-transferase Mu 1-like. Gene Ontology annotation, molecular function: glutathione transferase activity. The record is from RefSeq and is a predicted model, not a curated record. NCBI's taxonomy places the organism in Eukaryota, Metazoa, Chordata, Mammalia, Rodentia, Castoridae. Gene Ontology annotation, biological process: glutathione metabolic process.
UCCACCGUGCCAGCGCCAUGCCUAUGACACUGGGUUACUGGGGUUUCCGCGGGAUGACUCAUCCCAUCCGCCUGCUUCUGGAAUACACAGACUCAAGCUAUGAGGAGAAGAGAUACACCAUAGGGGACGCUCCUGACUAUGACAGAAGCCAGUGGCUGAGUGAGAAAUUCACACUGGGCCUGGACUUCCCCAAUCUGCCCUACUUAAUCGAUGGGGCUCGCAAGAUCACGCAGAGCAACGCCAUCUUGCACUACAUUGCCCGCAAGCACGACCUGUGUGGGCAGACAGAAGAGGAGAAGAUCCGUGUGGACAUUGUGGAGAACCAGGUCAUGGACACACGCAUGCAGUUCUUCAUGCUCUGCUUUAACCCUGACUUUGAAAAACAGAAGCUAGAGUACCUGCAGGACCUCCCCGAGAAGAUGAAGCUCUACUCACAGUUCCUGGGGAAGAGGCCAUGGUUUGCAGGGGACAAGAUCACCUUUGUGGAUUUCCUGGCCUAUGACCUGUUUGACCUGCAACGUAUGUUUGAGCCCAAAUGCCUGGAUGCGUUCCCAAACCUGAAGGACUUCUUGUCCCGCUUUGAGGGCUUGAAGAAGAUCUCUGCCUACAUGAAGUCCAGCCGCUACCUCCCUACACCUGUGUUUGGGAAUAUGGCCCGUUGGAACUCAAAAUAGGACAAAAUGCCAAGACAUUAAGGGGAGACUCACAGCUGCCAUUGUUGGCUUGGGUUCUAGGGCAUAGCUUGGUCUCUGCACCAAACUGGGACCAUUUUCUCAUCCUUUCUCCUCCAUUUUAUUCCCUUCUCCUUCAUUUUUUUCGACUCAACACUUCAUGUAGUCAAGCCUGUUAAGCUUUAGCUCCCCACAUUUUCCUGGUAAGCCUGCUCCUCCCUUUCCUUGUUCCUGCUCUAAAUCCAGACACUCCUCUUCUCUGCUUGGAGGAGCUCGAUUGACCUUGAGUUCCCUGCAAUGCCCAAAAGUCUAGUCUUGCCUGAUAUACAGGCCCUGGUCCCAGUGUGGGGUGCCCCAGACCUGUGU